Messenger RNA from Hirsutella rhossiliensis, 1602 nucleotides. RefSeq names its product ankyrin repeats (3 copies) domain-containing protein. Bases 1 to 1602 code for a protein of 533 amino acids. NCBI's taxonomy places the organism in Eukaryota, Fungi, Ascomycota, Sordariomycetes, Hypocreales, Ophiocordycipitaceae. Gene Ontology annotation, molecular function: protein binding. The transcript is spliced from 3 exons. The record is from RefSeq and is a predicted model, not a curated record.
AUGUUGGAUCGGUUCGAGGACAUCGGCUGCGCCGCCGAGGGAACAUGCCUGUGGCUGCUUCAACACAAAUCGUACAGGAGAUGGACCGAUUGCGACCGAGGCCUGCUCUGGAUCAAGGGGAAGCCUGGAUCCGGGAAAUCGACAUUGCUACGGUAUGCCUACGACAAGAUGAAGUCCAACAUCAGAAAGGAAGACCUAAUUCUCAAUUUCUUCUUUCACGGUCGCGGCGCUGACCUUCAAAAAACUCCGCUCGGCCUCAUCCGGUCGCUCCUUCACCAGGUCCUUGAACAGGUUCCUGGCGCGCUGCAGGAUCUUGUCGCCAAACAUAAACAACGGUGCGACAGUGUUGGUAAAGAGGGCGAUAAAUGGCAUUGGCAUGCCAAUGAGCUCCAACGGUUCUUUCGGUCGUCGCUUCCAACGGUCUUGAAGAGCCACCAUGUAUGGCUAUUUGUCGACGCGCUGGACGAAUGUGGCGAAGAAGGUGCGGUCGACCUAGUCCAGGAGUUCGAGUCCUUGCUUCAAGGGCUCCCCACUGGUUUACAGUUUCACAUCUGCUUCACUUGUCGUCACUAUCCCAUUCUGGCUCUGAAUUGCGAACUCAAAAUAUGCGUCGAGGAUCGAAACAAAAGUGAUAUUUCUACAUACGUUGAGGCCCGGCUUGCCAAAUUUGAUGCCCCAACGCGAUCUGCGAUUUCAAACCUAGUAACGACUCGCGCCUCUGGUAUUUUCAUGUGGGCACAUCUCGUGGUAAAACGCGUAUUGAAGCUUGAGCGGGAAGGGGAAGGGUUCAAGAGGAUCGAAGAAGCAGUCUAUGCCAUACCUCAAGGCCUGGACGAGCUAUACAGGAACCUUGUUGGAAGCAUGAACGACAGACUGGCGUCCCUGAAAUUAAUCCAAUGGAUCUGCUUUGCCACGCGGCCGCUAUCACUGGACGAAUUGCGAUGGGCCAUGGCCGCCGACGCUGAUUGUCCGCAUAAGUCAUUACAUCAAUGUCAAAGUGCGGCAGAUUACGCAAAAGACAGUGGCAUGAUGGAGAGGAAGGUGAAAACGCUCAGCUGCGGUCUUGCCGAGGUUGUAGAGUCAUCAAACGCACAGGUGGUGCAGUUUAUCCACCAGUCGGUUAAGGACUUUUUCGUCGACAAAGGCCUAUCAGCUCUGGAUGGCAACUUACGUACGAUUGAGACCGAAACCGGAGUCGCACACUAUCGGAUGUCCAGGACCUGCAUUCGGUACUUGGCAAUGGAGGAAGUUGCUCAGUCAAUAGCCAGCAAUCACCACCUGGAGGCAGAAUUUCCUCUACUGCGCUAUGCCACGAUGUCAUGGAUAGCACACGCGAAACACAGCGAGGCAAAGGUCUCGCAAGAAAAUCUUCUAGACGACUUCCACUGGCCGUUAGAAGACGUUGUGCGAACAUGGAAUGUUCAUAGGCGAACUCCACUGUUGUACGCCGCAGAGAGAGGCCACGAGACUGUCGUACAAGAGCUGCUGCUGAAGAAGGCUGACGUCAAUGUCCAGGACAUAAUUGGAGCCACGGCAUUGCACUGGGCGGCCCCCAGAGGACACAAGACGAUCUGGGGGUACGCCAUUAGCCUGGGCAAUUGA